AAGUAAGUCGAAACUGGUCGGUCGUUUCGAAAUUUCGGGCCGAGCUAAAACUGGUGAACGAAGUCAGUGGCGUGGCAAGUCGGCUCGGUCCAUUGCGCCGCCCAUAUAAUUGCCGCUGUCCUUGAAAACAUAUGUACAGAUGCAUUGAGGGCAUAUCUAUCUGUUUGUGAGCACGGCUGCAGCCGCAGCAUCUCGCAGCCUGCAGCAAUCGGGCCACUACGGUGAAGGCGACGACUAUCGCGCGAUUAUCCCAGGGUCAAAAGCGCCACUUCGCCUUACUCGCGACUCUCGACUUAUCGGACCUCAGUAACCUACCUUACUUCGGUUAAAGUGAGUGCAUGGAACUGUUGCAACACUGUGGCCGGCCACACGAUUGGUGACGUGGUGAUAACGCGAAAGUUACUGGAUUACCAGAGAACGAGGUUACAAGAUCUCAGCUACGCCUCCGCCAGCUUCAAACGUCCUGCCAGUAUCACGAAAGACAUGCGGCCGCCGGCCGUGCGGUCCCCCAGGUAACCGUGCCGAGAUCCGCCCAUGACCGCCGUGCACCGCGUUGUUGCCGCUUCCAGGCCCAUGGACGUGAAACACGACUUGGUUUACCGUCCCGACGGUACGGCGCAGGUUGUGAGCGAGGAGAACGUUCUCCUCAUCAAAACCGAACCGUUGGUUGCUGGUUCUGCCAACUCUGUUGUCAUCCAACCCAACGGUCUGGUGUCGGUGGCAGCUUCAACCGGCUCAGUACUGACUCAGCAACAGGCCAACGGUUUGAACAACGGCCCAUUCAGUGGCUUGGGCGCCAAUUCCGGAUCGCCAGCAUCUUCAAAGGCGCGACGUCCAGUGGCGCCCGACAACGACUGGUUGAGUUCCCCAAGUCCCAGUGGCGGCGCCCCCUCACUCACUCCCUCACCCGGCCCUCCUUCCCACGCGUUCACCGUCAUCAGCAACGGAUACUCCUCACCUCUGUCCAGUGGAAGCUACGAUCCGUAUAGUCCGAAUGGAAAAAUAGGUAUGUACCGCAACAGGUUUUUCCAGCUGAAAUGUGGUAAGCCCGCUCAAGCCCCCUUUGCGCGCACGAAAACUUAGUUAAUGUAGUUCCUUUCGAGUGUACCUACUUCAAAAGGCGCGGCUAAUCGGUUUCGUGAGACAAGAGAGGUACGAAUAUUCAGUCCCCCAAAUGGCUUAAUAAGUAUAUAAAAUCAUUAAUAAAACGUAUAUAAUUAAA
This is a messenger RNA of Dendroctonus ponderosae (mountain pine beetle), 1222 nucleotides long. RefSeq names its product ecdysone receptor-like. The coding region runs from base 535 to 1083 and encodes 182 amino acids. The record is from RefSeq and is a predicted model, not a curated record. NCBI's taxonomy places the organism in Eukaryota, Metazoa, Arthropoda, Insecta, Coleoptera, Curculionidae. The transcript has 6 exons.